AUUGACAUGCUAGAAGAUCCACUUGCAGCCAAGUUUUUCGGCUAAAAUGGCCUGUGACGGUCUGGUAGCUCUGGAAGGAUAACACAUUCCAUUUCACUGUUCGCUGAACAAUAUAAGAUUGUUUUGGGGAAGUUUAUUAGCUUUUUCACGCCAUCUAAAUAUUACUCCAUAUCUCAAGAUGACGCCUACAUUCUACCCUCACUAAAUCUCUAAAAGUCUCAAACAAUUUCUGCCAUACAGACAUGAACACUACUGCAAUAUACCACCUCUCUCUCUCUCGGUCUGUCUCUCUCUAUCUAUUUCUAUAUUUCUAUUCUCUUUCACUCUUUCUCACCUUCCCUCGCACAUACUCCCCUGUGUUUGUGUUGAUGGAGAUAUCAAUUGAGGAUGAGCAUGGUAACGUUUUGCCAAUAUUGUCUGACAGAUCGAGGGGAAAGCGUUCUCUUGAGAAAUGAACACACCUGUGUGAGAACACCCAACUGUCCUUGGGCCAGCUGGCAUUUUUUACCCUGACCAAUAACUGAGUAUUUUCCUAACUGGCAGAUUACAAGCUGACCUAUCAAUGCACUGCCCUACCAUUUGUAUGGCUCUAGUUUAGAUCUCACACAUACUCAUUGUGGAUUUUUGUAUUGAAACCUCAACCAAACUGCCACGUUCAAUUGCAGCACUAUCCACUUACAACAUGCAAUCAGGGAGACCGUCACUACACCCCCAGAUAUAAUACAAGAGUUUUAAUUAAGCAUGAACGAGUUUGCACUUGAGCAUGCAUAAUUUCUGUCUAUUUUUCUGCAUGUCUGUGUGUAAACUUGCAUAAUGCAUGCGCCUGUGUUUCUGUGUGAAUGUGUGUCUGCAUGUUUGUCCAUGUCUGUGUCUACCUGUCCACAUAACUGCAUACUAACCUGUGGUGGCUGGUGGCACUUUACAUCAGAGGACAGGCUCAUAGUAGGACUAAUGCCUGGAAGUUAAUGGAACAUGUGAUUGAUACCAUUCAAUCGAUUCCAUUCCAUCCACCAUUACAAUGAGCCGUCCUCCUCUCACCAGCCAAAACUGAUGAUAUAAUCAAUGUAAUACAUAAUGAUAUAAUCAAUGUAACAGCUACUAAUUCAUGUGUCCCUCCCAGGCUGGGAAGAAGUGUGAGGAGUCGCGUCAGGAGAAGGAGGCCAUGGUGAUGAAGUAUGUUCGCGGGGAGAAAGAGGCUCUGGACCUGCGCAGGGACAAGGAGGGGCUGGAAAGGAGGCUGAGGGAGGCCACCAAGGAGGUGGACCGCCAGGCCCUCAGGGGAAACAGUUUGGCCCAGGAGAAAGGCCGGCUGCAGCAGCUCCACGACGCCAAGGAGGGAGAGGUGAGCAGGCUGAAUCGGGAGUUGGAGAACGUCAAGGAGGGGAUCAACUCACACCUCAUCAAGGUCAAAUGGGCCCAGAACAAGCUGAGUAGUGAGACCGAGGCCCAUAAGGAGACUAAAGUUAAACUACGAGAGACCACGGCCAAACUCACCCAGGCCAAGGAGGAGACUGAGCAGAUCCGCAAGAACUGCCAGGACAUGAUCCGCACAUAUCAGGAGUCAGAGGAGAUCAAGUCGAACGAAUUGGACGCCAAGCUGCGCGAGACCAAAGGCGAACUGGAGAAACACAAACAGGAACAGACAGACCAGCUAGAGAUGCACCGUUCCAAGGCCAAGGAGCUAGAAGACCUAAAGAGGACAUUCAAUGAGGGAAUGGAUGAACUGACCACUCUGCGGGCAAAGGUGAAGUGUCUGGAGGAUGAGAGGCCUCGCUGGGAGGAUGAGCUCUCCAAGUACAGAGAGAUCAUCAACAGGCAGAAGGCUGAGAUCGCGAGGCAGAGAGACAAGCUGGGAGAGAUACACGCACUGGAGGAACAGCACCAACGGGAUGAGCAUGAGAUGGUCAGUCUACGCGAGGAGGUGGAGAGCGUGAACGUCCAGAUCUGCGACCUCCAGCUGGAUGUGCAAGGCAGCCGGGAGCGGGAGGCUGAGCUCCUGGGCUUCACGGAGAAGCUAAGCAGCAAGAACGCCCUGCUGCAGUCGGAGAGCAAUGGCCUACAGGCCCAGUUGGACCGACUGGGCACCAACUCCAUGGAGUUGCAGGGCCGCCUGGACGAGACGCAGACAGCACUGGCCAACCAGACUGAGCGUCUCCGGAAGGAGGAGGCCCUGCGGCAGGAUGAGGUCCAGGCUCUGCAGGCGGAGAGGGCCACGCUGCAGAUAGAGACGGCCCAGCUGAAGACCCGUGUGGAGGAGCAGAGGGACGAGUUGCAUACCCAGAAGAGGAAACAGGCGGCCAACAUCAAGGACCUGACCAAGCAGCUAAUUCUAGCCCGUAAGAGGCUGGAGCAGGUGGAGAAUGGUGGCUGUGACCGGGAUGUCAGCAGCAUGGGAAGUCGCUCCAGCUCCUCAGGAAAUUUCAACGUAAGCCAAGACGGAAAACCUCUCUACCAUGGCUCAACAAGGACCUCUGGAGGCAGAUCAGAGAACGGGAGUUUUCCUUGAAAAGGCACUGAA
Oncorhynchus nerka (sockeye salmon) is the source of this 2518-nucleotide messenger RNA. RefSeq names its product coiled-coil domain-containing protein 186. The transcript has 10 exons. Bases 1106 to 2506 code for a protein of 466 amino acids. Gene Ontology annotation, biological process: vesicle cytoskeletal trafficking. Gene Ontology annotation, molecular function: small GTPase binding. Gene Ontology annotation, cellular component: trans-Golgi network. The record is from RefSeq and is a predicted model, not a curated record. NCBI's taxonomy places the organism in Eukaryota, Metazoa, Chordata, Actinopteri, Salmoniformes, Salmonidae.